ACAAACGUUGGAGGUGACAUGGCGUGGAAAUUUGUUAUUCCUUUAUUUUUAGCCACGUGCAUACCAUAUUGUGAAAGUACAUACAGAUCUAGAUAUCGGACGUCUUACUACAGUCUUAGUGAUGAUGCGGGAUUCAUCGCUGGAAUAGUGGUCAUGUUCGUUGUGAUGCUGUCUAUUCCUAUAACAAUCAUAAUAUGUGUCAAAUGUGGAUUGUGUAAACCCAGGGGUACAGUGGGAGCCGGCGGAGUUCUACAAUCGAACACUUUGCAGACAACAGUGGUGCCACCUCCCGGACAGCAGUAUGGUCAGCCUGGCGUAUCAGGAUUCGGACAGACGCAGUACGGAGGACCACCACCAUCAUACGGUCAAACAAUGCAGUACGGACAACAAAACGGUUUCGGACAGCCAGUUGGAGAUCAAUUUUCCUAUGGUGGUCAAAAAUACUGAAAUCAUAUAAGAUACAUUACUUGUACAUUUGUAAUUUAGUAUCCACGUUUGUCAAGAUAUUUCAUUUUUCAAUGUUCAAUUGUUCUAUAUAUAUAAUCAAUAUCAUGC
Molecule: messenger RNA, 555 nt
Organism: Ostrea edulis (European flat oyster)
Lineage: Eukaryota; Metazoa; Mollusca; Bivalvia; Ostreida; Ostreidae
Exons: 4
Coding region: 19-447 (142 amino acids)
Source: RefSeq, a predicted model, not a curated record